UUGAUCAGUCGCCUGCCUCUCCGCUAGAGGACGCUAAACAUAACACCAACUCACGUGGCAGCAGGAACUUCCUGUUCGACCGGAAGUAUUGUAUCACACACGUGAAGCAGACAGAAGCAGCAGAAAAUGGAUUCUAACGAGGCAACAACUUCAGAAAGUGUUUCUAAGAAAAAGGGGAAAACGAAGAAACUAAAGCGAAAGGUAAAACCCGACGAAGCUCCGGUGCAAGAGAUGGAUCAGGCGGAGGGUGAAGAAACAGAAAAGAAAUCCGUGUCUGAAGCUUGUUUACCUCCCACAUUUAGUGUGUCUGAGAUCAAAAACAAGCAGCGCAGACAUUCGAUGUUCCUUAAACUCAAGGAGGAGAAAAGAAAGCAAAAGUUGGAACUGAAAAAGAAAAAGAAAAAAGAGAGAAAAGCUCUUGGAGAUAAGGCUCCACCAAAAGAAGUUCCCAAGACAAUAGAAAACCAGAGAAUAUACGAUGAAACUACAGUCAACCCAGAGGAUGAGGAGGUGGCUUUUGAUGAAGGAACCGAUGAGUUCUCUGCUUACUUCAAUCGGCUGACAAAUCCUAAAGUGCUCAUCACCACUUCGGACAGGCCCAGAGGAAGGACCGUGAGGCUUUGUGAGCAGCUGGCAACAGUGAUCCCACAUGCUCACGUGUACUACAGAAGAGGUCUGGCUUUGAAGAGAGUCAUUCCACAGUGUGUAUCUAGAGGUUUCACUUAUCUGAUGGUGAUCAAUGAGGACAGAAAAGUGCCAAAUGGUUUGGUUCUCUGUCACCUUCCUGAUGGGCCAACUGCACAUUUCAAAGUUAGUAAUGUUCGCCUUCGCAAGGAAAUGAAGAGAAGAGGUAAAGACCCAACGGAACACGUCCCAGAAGUCAUCCUUAACAACUUCACUACUAGACUCGGUCACUCCAUCGGCCGGUUGUUUGCUGCUCUGUUUCCUCAUGAUCCACAGUUUGUGGGCCGUCAGGUUGCCACAUUUCACAAUCAGAGAGACUUCAUUUUUUUCAGGUUUCACAGGUACAUCUUCAAGAAUGAAAAGAAAGUGGGCAUACAGGAACUAGGACCUCGCUUCACUCUUAAACUUCGCUCUUUACAGAAAGGAACCUUUGACUCAAAGUUUGGGGAAUAUGAGUGGGUUCACAAGCGCCAUGAGAUGGACUCCAGCAGAAGAAAAUUCCAUCUUUAAGGCACAGACUUCAAACACAGGACAGUCAUGUUGACGUUUAAUGAAUUAUCUAAAAAUCUCUUUUAUAUUAUGGAAAGAAAGUGUUGUAGAAACACAAGCUUUGUCUUUACUGUAUUAUAUUUUCUGCUAAGCAUUUGUUCAUAUGAGUAUUAUAAUCAGGCUGGACACAAAGAGACUUGGUGUGUCUCAAGUCAUGACAAAUAAAUCAAGUUAAUACAUUAUAUAUAUUUUUUCUCUAAAUGUUUGAUUAAAGACAUGGGUGGAAGAGGCCGGUUUGUGAAAUUUCAGAUUAAAAAGACUGAUGUCUUCUGUCUUAA
Onychostoma macrolepis is the source of this 1511-nucleotide messenger RNA. It is a transcript of the gene rpf1, whose product is annotated as ribosome production factor 1 homolog. Gene Ontology annotation, cellular component: preribosome, large subunit precursor; nucleolus. The coding region runs from base 127 to 1194 and encodes 355 amino acids. The transcript has 9 exons. Gene Ontology annotation, molecular function: rRNA primary transcript binding. Lineage: Eukaryota; Metazoa; Chordata; Actinopteri; Cypriniformes; Cyprinidae. The record is from RefSeq and is a predicted model, not a curated record. Gene Ontology annotation, biological process: maturation of LSU-rRNA; maturation of 5.8S rRNA.